Messenger RNA from Penicillium concentricum, 861 nucleotides. RefSeq lists its product as uncharacterized. Bases 1 to 861 code for a protein of 286 amino acids. Gene Ontology annotation, cellular component: membrane; endoplasmic reticulum. The record is from RefSeq and is a predicted model, not a curated record. The transcript has 4 exons. Lineage: Eukaryota; Fungi; Ascomycota; Eurotiomycetes; Eurotiales; Aspergillaceae. Gene Ontology annotation, biological process: endoplasmic reticulum tubular network organization; membrane organization.
AUGGCUCCUCCUCCUCCUUCCGCGACCUUGCCUCUGGUCGAGAGACUCAAGGCCUUGGCCCAGACUCUCCAGUUUGCCUGGUUCGUUGGACAUGUGACGCUAUUGCUCUCCGUCUUCCGCUACCUCCUCUCUUGCAUCUUCUUCAACUACUACUCCUCCUCGGCACAGAUCGCCUACCGUCUGACCUUCAUCUCGGCCGCUGUGACGUAUGGAAUCGUUGUGUACAAGGGUCACUUCGCCCGGGGUGUCCAGGGUAGCCCUCUGUCAAUUGUGAUAAAGCUCAUCUCUGAUGAGAAUGUGCAAUACCUCGGCAUGGCCCUGGUCUGGCUGUACUCGCGCCAGCUCAUUCUGGCUCUUCUGCCUUUCAGCGUCUACUCGGUCUUCCACGUCGCAACCUACAGCCGCAUGUACUUGAUUCCCACCCUGCAGCCCGCUGCUCCGGCCCCUGCCUCUCCCUCCUCCCCCAGCUCCAAGCCCGCUGUCAAGCAGUCUCCCCUCGCCGAGACCAUUGGACGCUUCAUCAAGCAAUACUACGAUGCCAGCAUGGGUGUUGUCGCUACCCUCGAGAUCGCCCUGCUCUUCCGUCUUGUUCUGUCCGCUAUCACUUUCUCCAAGGGUAGCUGGGUGCUCCUGAUCGUCUACCUGUCUUUCUUCCGCGCCCGCUACGCCCAGAGCUCCUUCGUCCAGCAGGCUGUUCGCCAGCUCACUGCCCGUGCCGAUGCCGCCAUCUCUCACCAGAGCACUCCUCCCCAGGUUCGCCAGGGCUGGGAGACCCUCAAGGGUGUUGUGCGCCAGGGAUACGAGGCCACCGAUAUUGGCCGCUACAUUUCGGGCCCUACCUCUGCGAAGAAGCCCCAGUAA